This is a messenger RNA of Nelumbo nucifera (sacred lotus), 3376 nucleotides long. The record is from RefSeq and is a predicted model, not a curated record. Lineage: Eukaryota; Viridiplantae; Streptophyta; Magnoliopsida; Proteales; Nelumbonaceae.
CCUCUGCAGAGCAGGAGAACGCGCGAAGUCAUCUGCAAACCAAUUUCAGUUAUUUCUAAUACAAAUUCUGAAAUCAACGCUUGCCUUGCAAUGGCCAGUAAUCCUCAAUCAUCUGCGGCACAGCCACUUUGUCCUCCAAUAGUUGGUUCAGCUGGUCUUCCUCAAAACUUUGGUCCUCCAAUAUCCAUGCAAUUUCGACCUGUGGUUCCAGUGCAGCAACCACAGCCAUUUAUUCCGGCUGCUUCUCAACAGUUUUAUCCGAUUGGCCAAGGAAUUUCUGGAUCAAAUGCAGGAAUUUCUUCUGCCCAAAAUCAGCAACUCCAGUUUUUCCAACCAACUCAACAGCUACCUCCAAGGCCUGGCCAGCCAGGUCAUGGCCCACCUUCAUCACAAGCAAUUCCAAUUUCUUAUUCUCAGUCAAACAGGCCUAUUUUAUCUGGAUCUUCACAGCCUCAGCAAAAUGCUCAACCUAUAUCUGGUACUGGUAUAGGUGGCACGGGCAUACCUCUUUCAUCAUCAUAUACUUUUACACCACUGUCUUAUGGCCAGCCACAGAAUAACAUAAAUACCUUUACCCACUACCAGCCAGUGUCUCAAAUGCAUGCGCAUGUGGUACCAGCUGCAGGACAACCUUGGUUGCCACCUGGAAGCCAAAGCACACCUCUUGUUACUCCUGUGCAACAGACUGUUCAACAACCUUCAGUUACAGCUCCUACUGUUCCAGCAACAGCUGUUCAGCCUAGCCCUACUCAACAGUCCUCGUCAGACUGGCAGGAACAUACUUCACCUGAUGGCAGAAGAUAUUAUUACAACAAGAAGACACGGCAAUCUAGUUGGGAGAAGCCCUUAGAAUUAAUGACCCCUAUUGAGAGGGCAGAUGCAUCAACUGUCUGGAAGGAAUUUACAACUCCAGAAGGGAGGAAGUAUUACUAUAGCAAGGUUACCAAGCAAUCCAAAUGGACGAUGCCUGAGGAAUUGAAGUUGUCUCGUGAACAGGCAGAAAAAGCAGCUAGUCAGAGUAUUCAGCCUGAGACUAUCAUGGCCUCUCACACCUCAGUUUCUGUCACUGUCUCUUCAGUUGAGCCACAAUCUGUUUCGGCUAAUUCUGUUAGCUCUACCCCAUCUGCUCUUAUACCCAGUUUGGCAUCAAGCCCUGUUCCAGUGACACCUGUUGUAGCUGCUGUUAAUCCACUCUCUAUGGUAGCUUCUGGGUCACAAACUGUUCCUGCUGUACUUGGUGCUGCAACAACAAGUGCAGCAGGUGUUCAUUCUACUGCAGCAGCAGUUGAUGCUACAUUGGUCAACACAACUACUACAACAACGACUAAUAUUGAGAUUGUACCUCAUCAAGAUGUCACAACUUCUGUAGAUGGAGUGUCUGCUCAGGAUUUGGAGGAAGCAAAAAAGGGCAUGGCUGUUGCAGGCCAAAUCAAUAUUGCUACUGCAGAGGAGAAAACAAUUGAUGAUGAACCCUUGGUUUAUGCUAAUAAGCUGGAAGCAAAAAGUGCUUUCAAAGCACUUUUGGAGUCAGCAAAUGUUGAAUCUGACUGGACUUGGGAGCAGGCCAUGAGGGUAAUAAUCAAUGACAAGAGAUACGGUGCUCUGAAAACACUCGGAGAACGGAAGCAAGCAUUUAAUGAGUACCUCGGCCAGAGGAAAAAACAGGAGGCUGAAGAGAGACGUAUGAGACAGAAAAAGGCACGCAAAGAGUUCACAAAAAUGCUAGAAGAGUCCAAAGAGCUGACAUCAUCCACAAGAUGGAGUAAAGCUAUAUCCAUGUUUGAGGAUGAUGAAAGGUUCAAGGCUGUUGAACGACCUAGAGAUCGAGAAGAUCUUUUUGAAAACUAUUUGGUGGAACUUCAGAAAAAGGAACGUGCAAAAGCACAGGAAGAACAUAAGCAGAACAUAAUGGAAUACAAACAAUUUCUUGAGUCGUGUGAUUUUAUCAAGGCAAACAGCCAGUGGCGUAAAGUUCAAGAUCGCUUGGAGGAUGAUGAAAGGUGCUCACGUCUUGAAAAAAUUGAUCGGUUGGAAAUUUUCCAGGAAUAUGUACGUGACUUAGAGAAGGAAGAAGAGGAGCAAAAGAAGAUUCAUAAGGAACAACUUAGAUGGGCUGAGCGUAAAAACCGAGAGGAAUUUCGUAAAUUAUUGGAAGAACAUGUAGCUGCUGGGACACUUAUAGCCAAAAUUCAUUGGCGUGACUAUUGCAUGAAGGUUAAGGAUUUGCCUGCUUAUCUGGCAGUUGCAUCAAACUCAUCUGGUUCAACACCAAAAGAUUUAUUUGAGGAUGUUGCUGAAGAACUGGAGAAACAGUAUCGUGAAGACAAGACUCGAAUAAAGGAUGCAAUGAAGUUGGGAAAAAUUAAUAUGGCUUCGACAUGGACACUUGAUGAUUUCAAAUCUGCUAUUGCUGAUGAUGUUGGUUCCCCACCAAUAUCAGAUGUCAACUUAAAGCUUAUAUUUGCUGAGCUACUAGAAAGGAUCAAGGAGAAAGAGGAAAAGGAAGCUAAAAAGCGUCAGUGUCUGGCAGAUGAUUUUUCUGAACUACUUUAUUCAAUUAAGGGAAUAACUGCAUCUUCUAAAUGGAAAGAUUCCAAAUCACUUUUUGAAGACAGCCAAGAGUACAGAUCAAUCCUGGAAGGGAGCUUUAGGAGGGAGAUCUUUGAGGAGUACAUUAUGCACUUGCAAGAAAAGGCAAAAGAGAAGGAGCGCAAGCGAGAGGAGGAAAAGACCAAAAAAGAAAAGGAGAGAGAGGAGAAAGAAAAGAGGAAAGAAAAGGAGAGAAAGGCGAAGGAGAAAGAACGUGAAAGGGAAAAGGGAAAAGAGCGAUCUAAGAAGGAUGAAACAGAGAGUGAGAACAUUGAUGCAACUGACGUUUAUGUCUCUAAAGAGGAUAGAAAGAGGGGUAAAGACAAGGACAGAGACAAAGACAAGGAAAGGAAACAUCGAAAACGUCAUCAUAGUACAGCCGAUGAUAUAAGCUCCGAAAAAGAUGAGAAAGAGGAGCCAAAGAAAUCUCGUAGACAUAACAGUGACAGAAAAAAAUCGAGGAAGCAGCAUGCUUACACGCCUGAAUCAGAUGGAGAAAGCAGGCAUAAGAAACACAAGAGAGAGCACCGGGAUGGUUCCCGUAGAAAUGGUGCUUAUGAGGAGCUUGAAGAUGGAGAACUUGGAGAGGAUGGGGAAAUCCGGUAGUUUCCUUUUUAUCUAUCCCUGCAGAUUAUUAAUUCCUUUUCGUACUUUCAUUCUGGCUCUCUCUUUCUAUCCUCACGGAUAUUGCGAAUUAACUAUUUACUUGACUAUGUUGGAUAUUUUGCCAAUGUAUACAUUUUUUUUCAGUAGUUACUUCUUUAAUUGAUUAUGAUUGCAGUGCUAA